Messenger RNA from Octopus bimaculoides (California two-spot octopus), 1009 nucleotides. Its product is annotated as RNA exonuclease 4. Gene Ontology annotation, molecular function: nucleic acid binding; 3'-5' exonuclease activity. Gene Ontology annotation, biological process: rRNA processing. The record is from RefSeq and is a predicted model, not a curated record. NCBI's taxonomy places the organism in Eukaryota, Metazoa, Mollusca, Cephalopoda, Octopoda, Octopodidae. Gene Ontology annotation, cellular component: nucleus.
UUGUACGUCAAGUCGAAGAAACACACACACACACACACACACAUAUAUACCCACUUAAAGAACCGAAGUAUAUAACAAGAAUUUAAGACUCAAGGACUCAAUUUGGCGAAACUAUCCACCACGUGUGUGUACAUAUCUACGUAAGUGUAUUGAGAUUCAAAAGCCUGAAGAAAAUCUGCAAAAAGGAAGACAUUCAGAAUACAGAAUAAAGAAGACAAAAGAAGUGUAGACAUUAACAAACCUCAAGCUAAAUCUACUAAACCUGUUUGUUAAUAUGGCGCAACUAAAUACACCUUGUGUGGCGCUGGAUUGUGAAAUGGUCGGCACUGGUCCACUUGCUGACAUUGACAUGCUUGCUCGAGCAUCAUUAGUUAACCAGGAUGGAGAAUGCAUCUAUGACCGAUAUGUGAAGCCAAGUCAAAAGAUCACAAGUUACAGGACAUCUGUCAGUGGAAUAACCCCGGACUUACUCAUAGACGCUACGGACUUCAGAACUGUACAGCGAGAUGUCGCUGCCCUCAUCAAGGACUCUAUACUUGUGGGACAUUCUGUGAAUCAUGACUUAGAUGUUCUAGAGCUUAAACAUCCAGAAGCGAUGACACGAGACACAGCUUAUUAUCAACCUUUCAUGUUGCAAAAUAAGAACCGUUCUCCAUCUCUGAAAAUAUUGGCCCAAAAGGAACUUGGACUUAGAAUCCAGCAAAAUGACCACAAUUCGGUGACUGAUGCACAGGCUACGAUGGGAAUUUACAGGAAACACAGGAAGAACUGGGAGCGAAAAUGGAACAAGUGAGAAGGAGGAAGAAGAGAAUAAUGGUGAAUAUAACAAUGGAGAAAGGACGAAGCCAAAUAGCAGCAAUAAUGAUGAUGAUUAUAAUAAAACAACAACAACAACAAUAAUAAUAAUAUAAUAAUAAUAAUAAUAAUAAUAUAAUAAUAAUGAUUAUAAAAAUAUUUUUAAUAAUGAAAAGAACAAGAACCCUAAUAAAUAUCUUUUGUCUUUUACUUA